UUCCCCCCAGUUGCUAUAGAAAUUGCUGUGUGUAUCGAUUGUGUUUUGUUACCGUUCCUGUGAAUUUUAGAUCAGGGUUUUCUGCCUUGGUACAUCAACUUUUUCCUCGUCGUGCUGCAGUAGAGUUUGCUUGACUCAACUCAGUAUUUGGAAGGACUGGUUUACCUGGAAUCCAGCUAGUGUGAUUUUCACCAUGCUGUCAAAUGCAUGGGGGAAAUUGUAUUUUUAUUGGAAUUAAUAUAGUGCUCUUCAUCAGACAACUGUUCUCAUCCCUUCCCCCUCUCCUUUUGGGACUAAGCAAAACCUCCAGAGGGUAUUCAGAGAGUGACGGUGUAAUCAAUCACAGGUGUUGCUACAGCUGAGGAAGUGGAAAGACUGGCUGCAAUGCGUUCAGAUUCUCUGGUACCUGGGACUCACACACCUCCGAUCAGAAGAAGAAGCAAAUUUGCCACUCUUGGAAGACUUUUUAAACCAUGGAAAUGGAGGAAGAAGAAGAGUGAAAAAUUCAAGCACACUUCAGCAGCUUUGGAAAGAAAAAUAUCGAUGAGGCAAAGCAGAGAGGAGCUUAUAAAACGAGGAGUGCUGAAAGAAAUUUUUGAUAAAGAUGGGGAACUUUCCAUACCAAAUGAAGAAGGAGCUUUGGAGAACGGGCAGCCUCUGGGCUCUGGGCAAGUGCUGAGCUCCAGCCAGGUAUCCCUGCCAGCGCUAGCAGAACUGGAGUCAGGUCCAGCACCUGGGGAACCCUGCUCAUACGAGGUGCUCCCAACCACAGAGAUCAUGGACGGGACAGUGUCUGAAGAGAGCCCCACAUCCAAUGAAUCCGGCGUCCUCCUCUCCCAAGAUCCUACAGCUAAGCCAGUCCUGCUACUUCCCCCCAAAAAAUCUGCCGCAUUCCCUGGAGACCAUGAGGACACCCCAGUGAAACAGUUGUCCCUCCUCAAACAGCCCCCUGCCCUGCCUCCUAAACCUAUUGCCAGGAUUGCCAGCCAUUUAACUGAUCCUGGCGCUCCUGUGAAACUGCCUUGUAUGCCAGUUAAACUGUCACCUCCACUACCUCCAAAGAAAGUCAUGAUCUGCAUGCCUUUAGGGGGGCCAGACCUCUCUCUCUCAUCCUAUUCCACGCAGAAGAGCUCCCAGCAGCCUUUGACCCAGCACCAUCACACUGUCCUGCCAUCCCAGUUAGCAGCUCACCAGCACCAGUACGGCAGCCACAGCCAGCACCUGCCUUCCGGAUCCAGCACGUUGCCCAUUCACCCUUCAGGGUGCCGGAUGAUAGAGGAACUGAACAAAACACUAGCCAUGACCAUGCAAAGGCUAGAAAGCUCUGGUUUACACACAGGUGACAGUGUUACAAAAACGGGACCUGGGGGCCUUCCAGACAUGAGACAAGUGCCAACUGUUGUGAUCGAAUGCGAUGACAAUAAAGAAAAUGUGCCUCAUGAAACCAACUAUGAAGACUCUUCCUGCCUCUACACAAGACAGGAAGAGGAGGAAGAGGAAGAUGAAGAGGAGGAUAACUCAAUAUUUAAAAGCUCCCUGGCAAUGAAAGUCUGCAGGCAGGACUCUUUAGCAAUCAAACUAAGCAACAGGCCUUCCAAGCGAGAGCUGGAGGAAAAGAACAUCCUCCCCAUGCAAACUGAUGAAGAGAGGCUCGAACUCAGGCAGCAAAUUGGGACAAAGUUAACAAGACGACUGAGCCAGAGGCCGACUGCUGAAGAAUUGGAGCAGAGGAACAUUCUGAAACCCCGGAAUGAACAAGAGGAGCAGGAGGAAAAACGAGAGAUAAAGCGAAGAUUAACACGUAAGCUGAGUCAAAGGCCCACGGUAGAAGAGCUACGUGAGAGGAAGAUCCUCAUCCGCUUCAGUGACUACGUAGAAGUGGCAGAUGCGCAGGACUACGACAGGAGGGCAGACAAACCCUGGACACGUCUCACAGCCGCCGACAAAGCAGCCAUUCGAAAAGAGCUUAAUGAAUUUAAAAGCACUGAAAUGGAAGUUCAUGAAUUAAGUAGGCAUCUAACAAGGUUUCAUAGACCGUAGCAGUUCAACUCUACCUGACUACUAUGCCGUCUUCACAACUAAAAGGAACCAUAAGUGCUGGUAUUAUUCACUUCCCUGUUACGUACAAUGUAAAUCUUCUGAACUGCCUUUUUAAAAAAAAAAAAAAGAAAAAGAAAAAAAGUAGAAAAAUAAAUAUUAAAAAAAGGAAAAUUGUAUUUACAUGUGAUGGGUACUGCAGCAUCAUCAGACCUGCUGGUUCAAGCUUCAAUAACAGAAAAUACCCCUGGUGGGAACCGUGCCAAGACUUGGCAUCUAUGUAUAAGACUUUCCUGGCAUGUGGAUGUGCCAUACCUGUUCAAGCCCAGCUGGUGGUGCAUCCAUUUCGUCUUCGGGCGCCCCUCAUCCUGACAAGCCUCUGUCAUCAACUCUAGCGACCCCUGAGAUGGUGUUCAGGGAAUCACUGGCCUGGGUGAUGUCUCCAAAAGACCAGCACCUACGGCACUAAAGCACUUAUACCAAACACUCCUUUCAGGCUGCGAGCACCUUAGGAGGACGGUGAAGGAUCAACACUCCUCUACGGGCCACCCCAUCUGUGAAUACCAUCUGACUAGAAAUGCAUUUCUUUCCCUGGAGAAAUUUAUGGCCAGUCGAUAGGCAUCGUUCAGCUCCCAAGAAGAAAAAGGCAUCGCCUGUAAAGAACCUGGACUCCCUCCUGAAGGCUGGUUGAGUUCUUGCAACUGUUUAUUUUUCAUCUCCUUCAAGUAUAAUUUUCUAAACCCAGCUGUGAACCCAUCAGCAGUAAGCGACAAGAAUGCUGAGGACAAGCAAGCAAACCCCAUCUCUUCAUGGUCACUGCAUGGCAUUCGCUCAGCUUGUAGAUUGUUUUUACGCCCAAGCCUCGUGAUCGUGUGAGAGCCGACGCGUGCCCGGCCCCAAGAAAGGCUGGCAUUCCCACCCGCUCCGCAGGGGACAGGAGGAACUGGGGGGUCAAUGGGGGGUAUCUGUCCUCUCUGCAUCAGGUGUUUCAAGAACUGAUCCUAACCUCGCACUGAGAAACACGUGACAGAUUGUGGUACCCGGCCUGACAACAGGAGUCUGGUGCACUGCUAUGAAUGGUGGGACUUGUCACCUGUACCCACGGCUGAGGCCCAAGGACAGCAAUUCAAAGGUGUUCUGUUUUGGUUUUAAUUUAUUUUUAUUAUAGUAGUUUAACACACAAACUGACCGAGUAGAGCUCAGAGAGCUGGUCGCUCUGGGCCUGGUUUACCUGCCAACUUAAGUGUGUGCUUAACACUAAGUGAGCAUGCAAAGAGCCUCACUGCAUUCAGGAAGAUGUCUGACAGGCUUAAUUGAAGCUGGACACAUGUAAGUGCUUUUCUGAACUUUGGCCAGCACCUCCCAGAAUCAAGCCCUUAACUAGCGUAACGCCAGCAAGCUGGGGCAAACAUUGUCUAGGAUUCCUUUCCAGCUCUUACAAGGAACUGUUAUGCCAUGUUUUGGGCCGCUGGCCCAAAGCACUGUAGCAACAUCACUGGUAAGAAGUUCCAGAUUAUUACUUCAGGACACCCUUUUUCUUCCACAACAGCUAUUUUGCUUUGACAGUUUGAACAGAGAGGCCAAAGUUUUUUACUACAAUGUUGUUAUUUCUGUUAUUAUUAUUUUUUUCCUUUCUCACUGUCUUCCGUGUAUCUAUCCACUCUUCUCAUGCUCCCUCUCUACCUCCCCCCAUGCCGUGCUAACAUUGCCCUUUACCAAUCAGGGGCUGAGAAGCCUCUCUCACCUGAGCACUUAGUGGCCAACGCUGUGUAGUGCCAACACUUCUGCCUCUUCUCAGGCCUUCUUCUCAUUCCCCUGGUGGCAGGAGUAAAGCGAAGGCACCUGCAUGUAGCCCAUGGAGUUGCUCUAGCUUCCAGCCUGCCCAGAUGACACCGGCACUCCGUUCUGCUUCGCAGCGGUACUCGGUACCUCACAGGUUUGCUCUCCAUCAGAGACAAGGGACAGCAUUUCAUUCUCAUCUGUGGCCAUUCUUGCAGUGCUAUGGGGUAUCAGCUACUGAACAACAAUUGGCUGCUAUAGGAUGGAAGAUGCUACAAAGGAAAGUAAAAACCAGCUGGUUUUUGGUACCUCGUUUUUGAGACAGCCUGUCCUUGACGUGGGACGCUUCCCAGGUGAGGUAAUGAUUGCUGAUGAAACACACACAAGGUGAUCCAUGUAUCACCAGCUCACAGUUGCUUUAGCUACAAGUUCAUCAGCAGUGGUAGCCUUUAAUGUGCCAUAUUAUUAGCUCAGUGCAGCAAAGACAGAGCACGUAAGUACUGGCCAGGAAUACGCUGCCAGGGGGGUUCAUGUUUUUGGAUUCACUGACUUACCCAUGCACCCAUAGCAAGACUGCCCACAGCUUUAAAAAGGGAAAACAAAAUUAGGCUUUUGACUACACACACAUUGCAUUAGGGAAGGGCUCUGCAACAUAGCUGUUUUGAAGGGCAACAAGCCCUCACAUUCCCAGUAUGGAUCCCAUGCCUCCCCUGCCAGCGUUAGCUUAGAGGUUCAGCCUGAAAGGGAAAGGAGGCCAUUUAAGGACCAGCCGUGACAGAAACCACAGAACUUAGUAAGCUGCUGGGAAGAAAAGGUGAGAUACUUUUUUUUUCCAUUUUAUGAUUAAAACGAAGAGGAAAGAGGUAGAAGUAGCAGACUGCUGCUGUCAGUCUGUUGUCGGUGCUACAGUGCCCAGGGGAACAGGCAGUCUGUGGGCAAAGUCACUCUGGGUACUGCCACUGAGCCCAGCAGUGCCCGCGCCUGGCAGGCUGGGAGCCCAAAUAAAGCCCUGGGCAGCAGCUGAGCCUACUCCUGGGUGAUGGCCAGACCCUCCCCAGCACCCUGCCUUCCUCUGGGUGGGCCCAAGGCAGGUCCCUGCCAACCUCUUACCAAGUUGUCACCUCUGCCUGCCUCAGGAUUCAGGCUGUCCCCAGGGCAGCUACACGUGGCAAUGCUUUUUUCUUUUUUAAUGAUGUUAACUCCUGGCUGAGCAGACACCAGGACACAGUGGAAGAACUGCCAUAUUUCUCCCGAAUUGCAAGGAGAGCUUGUUACUGGAGAGGGAGGAAGAGGAGGAGAAAGAAGCCAUAUAAAGUGUUUGGCACUGGAGCAAGCAUCACGGAACUGGCACUUCAUCUGGUUUUAGUUUCAGUUGAUCUGGGUAUUUUGCAAAGUGACCCUUUGGCGAGGCAUUCUUCAACAACCUGUCAGUGCCUGAACACUGCAGCGCGUCCUCAGUUUGCACACCCACCUCUCACAUCCAUAGGAAAGCUGCAAGCAGACUGGGGAACAGUUAGUCCUUUUUUUUAUUUUUUUAAAUCUGUUUUUCUUCUUAUCUGUGAAAGCCAUCUCUACCGCAGUAAAGUAGUUGUGAUUCUGUUGAGGGUGAAAAAAAUAAGAGUCAUGAUUUCCCCCCCUUCAACCUGGAUUACAUAUAGGAUGUAAAGGUGAUAAAAUUUCUGCUAAGACUCGGUUAAUACCACAGUUACCACCACCCGGUCACAUUAGGGGGAGAUUAAUAGUAGUAAUAAAGAAAUUGCAUCAGGUUUAGAUAAUGGAAAACUCAACUAAGAGCAAAAAUGGCUAUUCCAAUCAUCCAUCUCCAGGGCUGAUAAUGGAGAUAAUACUCUCGACUCAAGGAAGAAAAACAUUUUGGUUAUAAUCCACUGAAUGCUGAUGGGUUAUUCAUACUUAAAAUGUACCAGUAUUGUGACAUCUGACAGCCUGUGGAAAGAUGACAUGGACAAUGGGGGGGCUGGGGAUUAGAAAAGCAACUCCAAAACGUCUAGACAAGUUUUGAUUGAGAAAAAAAAAAAAAAAAAAAAAAAAAAA
Molecule: messenger RNA, 5868 nt
Organism: Calidris pugnax (ruff)
Lineage: Eukaryota; Metazoa; Chordata; Aves; Charadriiformes; Scolopacidae
Product: phosphatase and actin regulator 1
Exons: 13
Coding region: 385-2040 (551 amino acids)
Biological process (GO): stress fiber assembly; cell motility
Molecular function (GO): actin binding
Source: RefSeq, a predicted model, not a curated record